Porites evermanni is the source of this 11173-nucleotide messenger RNA. The record is from the annotation of a GenBank genome assembly. Lineage: Eukaryota; Metazoa; Cnidaria; Anthozoa; Scleractinia; Poritidae.
UCGUACCGUUGAGGCUGUGCGCAAACUUUGGUACACGAUUCACUCAUGCGAUCGGUUCACCCUAAAGUGAGAGCAUUAACUUCACUUUAGAUUACACCGAUGUCGAAUCCUACAGCCACACUUACAAGCUUGUGGAUCGAAGGUUGGUAUCAUGCGUUUUCCCUUUUGUACACACGUGUUAGGUCGCUUUUAGGCAAGUUGGUGUGUUAAUAUGUGAACUCUAGUACCUCGCCUUCCUUCUUUAUUUCAAGAGGUAUAUUUAUUUUUUGUAGCGCACGAGACAAUUUUGCGGCACGGGUUUGGUUACUACCAGCCGGCCUGCGGAUAAAGGAAAAGAAGAAUCUGUUUUGCUUUCAUGCGUAUGGACAUCACACGCUUGCUUUUAUCACAAUUCAAUUUACAAAUGAAAGCUGCUGAUUAUUCAAAUUUCUCUUGUAGGUCAACCAAGCCCUGUUAAGAGUAACCCGUCUACUCCGGUAAAAGGGGCUUUGAAUCGGGACGCGUCUAUGGUUCAGGAAGACUUUAUAAAGUUUUACAAAGAUACUGGGCUAGAACCCCUGGCUCGAGAGGUACGUAAGCUUGAAUCUCCUCGUGCUUCCCCCGCGACGAAUCAUCUCUUUCUUCAUCCGAUGGGUGAGCAGUAUAAAGCAUACUUUGAAUUUACCCUCAUUGGCUUCUAGCAUCACGAUUCAUAAUUCAUGAUAAUACUUCUCAGAGCUCAUCGAAGCUUCAGAUGCGACUUAUUGUGAUUAUCAUUUCGUUUUGGCCGUCUGUGUCCCCGAUUGCAUGUGAGCUCAUUCAGGCUUAUUCAAUAUGACUUCGAUUGAAUUCAACUACCUGCAUCCAACGGCCCCCUUAAUCUCCACAGGGAAUGAACUAUGUCCUUAACUACUGAACUAAAGCUUUUCUCGUCCUCUUCCUAUAUUUUGACCAACAGGUCGGCGUCAUAGACAACAAUGGGACUAUAGAUGGACUAAAAGACACGUCUCUUCCUACUAAAGUCAAUAGUAAGAAUUGCUUUCACUUUGUUUACUUGGAUUCGAUUUAGCUUAGUUAAAUCUAUCUUCUUUGACGUGUGUGUAGCAUCAACUUGCCUUUGCUGUGUACAGUUUCCUGAGAUCGAAACGAUAAUUCUGCAAUCUUGUUGAUGUUUAUAUCGUGCAUUUUCAAUGAUUUUUCCUUGCAUCAUUUUUAUUGAUUAUGUAUUAAGAUGUUAAUUUUUGAGCUAUUAAUUUCUUUAACUCGGUUGUGCAUAUUAAUUGGCUUGUAGUUCUUAAGACUUUGAUUUUCAACCUUGUUUUUCUCUCUUGGGAAAUAGACAUACAGUACAUAGAAGGUAAACAAAGUGUUAUAUGAGAAUGAAUAAUAUUAAGAGUUAAAUUUGUACUAAUUAUUUUAUUUGCAAGAAGUGAUUGAUUGGUUGAUGCUUCAAUGCUCCUUUUCAGUGCUCAGGCAUCAUGACUAAAAUUUUUGAGAAAAGUUAAAUAACUGGUUUUUAUGAUAUUGAAGUGACAUCAGGGCUCACCUUCAUCUAACAAGUGAAAUUUGAUUUGCCCGCCUUGAGUUUGCAUUAAAGUUGCAUUAAUACAAAUAAUAAAGGGUGUGAGAUUUCAGUGUUUGUUUUAAGAGCUGAUCGUAAAUGACUAUUGCACUUAGCCAUUCAGUAGCCUGAGAAAACAGCCAACAUUUGGCGACCCUACCACUGGUUUCCGUACCAAAUGAUGUCUAAGAAAUCAAAAACAAACGCAGAAAUUCCAUACUGAUGACGCAUCACUACCCAGAUCUUCGUAGUGCUUCUGAUUGUUUGAAUCAAAUUUUCCGUGCGGCACAUCCAAACAAAAGUACUACCCAGAUCUGGGUAGUGAUGCAACAUCCGUAUGGGAUUUCUACGCUUGUUUCUCUGGCGUCAUUUGGCGGGUAAACCAGUGAUAGUGUUGUCAAAUGUCAGCUGUUUUCUGAGGCUAGCCAUUUAGACUCUAUUUUACUUAUUAUUUUUGAGGGACUAUGCCAUAGUUGAACACAUAGUCCACUAGAACGUUGAAAAGUAUUCCAUGAUAGAGGCAAGAACUCGAUAACCGUUUUGUCUUCAGUACUGUUUCAGAAAACCCCACGUCUAAGAAGUUCUGAACUUAGGAUAAAAACCUAAUUCAGUUAAGAAAUACAAAAUCUGUGUUCAGGUUAAAGAAUCUGGUAUAUAGUUUUUCAUAAGAAAUUCAUCCUUAAUCACAGCUCUCCUAGUUUUAUCAUCUUUAGCAGUUAUAGGAUAAGGUUAAGUAUGAUCUGGAGAAUUAUGCGGUUUGAGGAGGGUGUAUUAUUGGCCUUAGCAGGUGACACCCUCCAAGAACUGCAUAAUUUUCAAAUCAUACAGAAACCCCAUUGAUUUUCUGUAUGGUUGACAUCAUUGGUACUAAUAUUACAAGCAUGAAGUCCAAACGUGAUCAACGUGUUUAUUGCAUAAGGUUUUUGUGAUAUCCAUAAUAAUCAAGAUCUCUGUAGACUGAUCACUCUUUCUGAGACCUUAAUUAGACCAGAUAUCACAAAAACCAAAUCUAAUCAUAAUUAAUGUUUUAUUAUACAUUGUUUUGAAGAACAUAACAACAAAAACACCCGUCGCUUUUGGAAAUCAUGCAUUGCAGUCCCAACCUACAGCUUAGUCUGUUCUCUGCGAGCAGAUAACUAACUAAUCUGUAAGUUGUGCUGUUUUUCAAAAGUAACUGUUGGCUCUCAAUCAAUGAGAAGAUGGGUAAAUAAUUUAUAAUAAUAUUUUGUUAGUUAAGGCUAUGAGAUCAUUAACUUGCAUAUCUGUAUGUGUGUGUGUUUUUUUUAACAGCUGAUCAGCCAAAAAUAGUGAGCAGUCCUACUGUUUUGCCUGUUACAACUGCCAAAAUGUCACCUGUUAUUUUACCCAAAACUGUGAAUUCUGCAGCAUCACCCAUGGUAAGGCUAGAGAUGAUUUGACAAAGGAUAUCACAUCAAGAAUCAUAAUGUUUUGUUAUUCAGCUUUCACUGGGAUCAGCUAAAAUAGGCAGUUUUAGUAAUAAAGUCCUUGAAAUUCCUCAAAUCUCUAUAAACCUUUCAAAGAACUUAAAUUCUUUCAUUGCUCUUGAAAAGUACUUGAAGUUAGUACUUUCAACGCGGUGAAUCUUAAUUAACUGUUCAUCAUGCAUUGUAGGGGAUUUCUGCAGCUCAGUUAAUUAUUACCUAGUCAGACUUUUUUUUUCUUUCCUGACUUUUGUCUGAUAGAAAAAAUACUUCUUAUUUACAUAGUCCAAGAAAAAGGGCAUGCAAAAUUGAUUUCUUGAAAAGUGAUAGUAGAGUUAUUUCAGCUGCUUGUUAUGUUGUCUGUGGUACCAGUAAGAGAUAUAAAAAAUCCCUGAAAUUCCUUUUUGCCUAUCUUUUGAUGUCUGGGUUUCAACAGUAACACAACACAAGUGGGACUGUAGGAGCUAUGAGUUCUCAUCUCACUUUUCAAGCACCAUAUUAUAGAUGCUUGCAAAAAUGGAAGGAGUAAAAUGAUGUUGGCCUUCCUAAAGUUCCUUGUUCUAUUAUAUUGCUUUCGUACUUGGCCUUGUAUUUGCAUUAGUGUUUGUUUUUACUUAAUUCAAAACUUCUAAUGGUAGUGCCUGUGCAAUGCUUACAUCACUUAAGGAAGCUGGGCUUAAAAAUAACCCUUAAUGAGUAAUUAUUGACUUUGUUGUUUGUUUGGUUUGGUAGGUCAUUGGUUCACCUAACACACACCAGGUAAUUGCUGUUGGUGGAAGCCCAAGAACUCCAACAAUGAUUGCAGCUCCAAUUGUUCCAGCUAACACAAGCUCUUGGCCUAGGUAAAUGUGGGAGAAUUAUGUCUGCAAAUACAUAUUGCUAUGUUAAAAAUUUUAACCAUUCCAAAAUUUUCCUUGACAAUAACUUUCAAACUGCUCUCCUUCAUUUUCAUAAUUAUAUGUCUCUUAUUGAAAGAAAAAUUGAGAACUAAGGUACAUAUCAUCUUGUCUGAUCUUGACCUCUCUUUAUAUAUGUUGUAGUUAAUUUUUUAUCUCAGGUAAUUUUUGUUUUUCUUUUGUCUUUGGGUAUGGUAAUGUAUGCUAAUGAAGUUGAAACAAAGGAAAAAUAAAAAUUACCUGAGAUAAAAAAUUAACUACAACAUAUACAUUAGGCACUGAAUUGCAAUGAAAACAUUGCAGUUGUAACUGUGAAGAUUUAAGGUUGCUGUUGAAUUACAAAUCUAAAAAGGGGUUUUCCAUUAAAAAAUAAGAAAACCAAGAAUGCUACAAAUUUUUCCAUAAUUAAACAACAAGCAAAUAUGUCAAACAGUGAGAUCUUUAACCUGCGAGCAAGCUCUUUGGGUUGCUUUGGCGCAGGCUAUAGCUAUGAGAUCUUCAAUUGGACUGGCUGUCAUACAGUCCCAAAAUAUUUCAACGGUUUUUUUUGGAGUUUGACAGUUACAAAAUGUGAUAUGUCAAGUUUUAAAGUCAACUUGGAUGUGCCCAGCUCAUGGCAAUCUCGCUUUUUACAUCUUAGAGUAACACCUAGCAGUGGAAAGAAAAGAAGGCUUGAUUUGAUGGAAAGUGACAACAUUCUAGAUAGCGGAGACAGGUAAAAUACCCUAUCAUGAACUUCAUUUAAACACAGAUUUGCUAAUGUCAUGGAAGUAACUGUUGGUGAAACUGUAGGUGACAUAUACAUGAACGCCGCCUGGUUAGCUCAGUUGUGAGAGUACUGGUCUGCUAAGCAGGAAUUCGUGGGCUCAAAUCCCAGCCAGAUCAACAACCAGGGUCUUUAAAAAACUGGUGAGAUCAUGCUGUCUGAGAUUUGAGAUUUCUCAAUUCAUAUGAUUGCAUGAUAGGGCUUUGACAUCAAGCCAUUGGCCUUGUCUCCUUCAUUUUUCGCUUGUUGAUGAAAUCAAAGGAGGCGUAAAAGGGCCACACUAUUGUUUGAAAAGAGUAGGGCAAGUUUCCCCGGGGAUGUGGUCUACCUUUCACACAUCAUUCAUAUCAUGGGCUAUCAGUGAGUUUCUGUGAGCUUAUAAAUGAACUGAUAGCAGCUGCCAGUGGCUCCCUUGUAUGCUGACGUCUGAGCAUACUGUUAAUAUCUAAUUUAAAGAGGGCACAUCUUGUCCUCUAAUCCACAACAUUCUAUCCCAUUCGACAUUCCAUUCUGUUCCAUUCCGUAUUGUUUGUUUAGAAGAUAUUGUGUGUCCAUCUUGUUUGUUUAGUUUUUUUUUGUACCUCAUGAAGGAUUGCUCCACCAAAAUUGCUUUGUCUGUUUUCUGCAGGAAAAAGGGCAAACGUCUACCGAAUGCUGGCCGUUCAGUUGGGCCAGGUGACAAAGAUAAAAGUGAAAAAGGUCUGAGACACUUCUCAAUGAAAGUUUGCGAGAAAGUUCAGCAGAAGAGAACAACAUCAUACAAUGAGGUACAAGCAAAAGACAUCUAAAAAGUCCAUACAUUUUCACUUAUGUUCCCCUGAGCGAGGGCUCCCCUGUAUAACCUUUGUAUUAGGUAUUAACUCUGUGGAAGGGACCUUCACCCAGGCGAUGUUCCAGGAGAGACCUUCCAUGGGGUGGAAGCAACAACCGACAACCGCCCCGAAAACUGGUGACAGUCUUCUGAGAAAGCACCAGCAAUCAACAGAAAAGGAGAAAUGAAUUCUGUCAGCAACAAUUUAUUUUUUAAAUGGUGAAAGUGACAUCUAACAUCUUUUAUAUUUCGGCUCUUUUGGCACUUAUUUUCUGUGAAUCAUUUUCUAAUGUUGGUUUUAUUGAAAAUCUAUCCCACUAAGGAGAAAAGUUGAUAAAAAUACUUAGUAAUAUUCUUUCCAGGUGCUAUCUGCCGUAAAUUCAAAAAUUGGUAUCACAGAAAUUUAUUCUGAACCAACAGCGACAUUUGCAACAGUGACAUUUUUCCUAACCUACAGAGCAGUAAACAGUAUUAGAAAAUUAUGAGAGACAGCAUACCCCCCCCUCCCCCCACUUCCCUUGAGUGGUUGGGAUCUGCCACUGUACUUUCCCUGAAAUCUCUUAUUUUAGAGAUUUUAGAGGGAAAAGCCCUGGAACUGGGACAUUCAGACCUCUUUGGAAGUCUUUGUACCUCUUUGUAUCUGAUAGUGUCCCUUUGAAAAAUCCUGGAUGCUCUCAGAAUAAAAAUCUCAGGUCUUUGACUCCAAAGAAGGUGACAGAUGUACAUGUAUAACACAGGGUUAACUGUUUGAAGUCUGUCUGUCAAGCUCUCACUCUCUUCAGCUGCUACAAAUUCAUGUAAUUGCUGCAAGUGCCCUUGAUGAGAUCCCACUUGUGAUAGGUUAGAUGGCCCAUGCUCUCUGUUAUAAUUAAUGUUUUCUUUAAGUAAUGUUAAUAUAUAAUUAUAGCUUGUUCCUAAGUAAUUUUUUUCCCGUUAGGUUGCAGAUGAGCUAGUACAAGAAUUUAGUGAUCCUGACAAGCAUCUCUCACCUACCGAUCAGGUACUUGUUCCUCCUCAUGUUGUUAUUAUAGUGUCUGUAAAGUGUUUUAAUCAUAGUGCAGGGUGCAAAGAAAGUCAGUUUUACAGCUUGCCAUUUCAGGCAAGCUGUAGCUAGCAUGUACUAUCCCAAGAGUCAUUCUAACAAGCCAGGUAAAAUAUUUUGACAAGAAGGAUUGAUUACAGUUCUUCUGUAAUUUAACUUCCCUAAAAACUGUCACCUGCUUGUCAGGCAAGUUAAGAACCAGAUUCACUUGUCUGAUAGCAAAAUCUACUAGCCCCAGGCUAUCAGAAACCCCUUUCUUUGCAAGCUGAUAAUGGUAAUUCAUUUUUGCUUUCUUUUUGUUUCAAUUUUUGUUUUUGGGUGGUCAGUUCGUAAAGAACUGAAUUCGCGAAAUUGUCAAAGUAGGCUAGUUUGGUAUCACAGAAUACAUUCUACUGGAAAGCUAGCAUAGUUUUUUAGCAGUAAGCCAAGCAUCUUCUUUGGCCAAAAGCAGGUUCCAACUUAUAGUUGAGAUCUGUUGAAGAUCAAACAUAAGCUCAUUAUUAAAGGACAUGACACAUGGUCAGGCAAGGCUUUUCGCAAAAUAUUCAACUUUGAGAAGUGGUAUCAAACAAACCUGUCUGACGUUACAUUCUUUCACUGAUUAAAUAUUCUAGGGUUCCCUGUGUUUUAACGAAUUUUUUCUGAAUCAGAAAAAGAGUGAAAAAAUAGUUCCAAAACAGUGCACCCUAUAGUUUUUAAAAAAAAAAAAUAUUGUUGUGUGAUUUUUUGAUGGACUGUGGUUAACUCCUGUCCGCAUUACGUUAUGAAGGUUUUUUAUUGCAGGUUAUCCCAUGGCUAUUCACUGCUUUCAACAUCUUUUUCAUCAACUAUGUGUUUCAUUUGUAUUUUUGCUAGGCUUAUGACCAGAAGAAUAUCAGAAGAAGAGUAUAUGAUGCUCUGAAUGUUCUAAUGGCAAUGAACAUCAUUUCAAAAGAAAAGAAAGAGAUCAAGUGGGUGGGGCUACCUACAAACUCAGCACAGGAAUGUCAACAAUUAGAGGUGGGUAAAAUAGGUCGAUAAUUAGGGUCAAGCUUAAGUUAUUUAAAAGUCGCCUUUUAGUGACCCAAAAUUAUAAAAUGGUCACCAAACUUACAGUCAAACCAGAAAAACUGUGAACACCAGAAAUAGUUCUGGAAUGUUGUUGUGUUGCAAGAAAAAAGCCAAUCAGGUGUGAGAAAACUAAACUGUAAGGAAGAAAAUCAAUUAGUUGUGGUUUUGUGGUUUGCUCGCAUGUCCUGAUCUUUGUUGUGAUUGGUCUUAACACAAUAAACAUUCUUGAAAUAUUUCAAGUGUUCACAGUUUCCCAGUAGCACUGUAACAUAUUGAUGGCCAGAAAAAAGGACACUUUGUAACAAAUUUCUUGAAAGGUUUGAAAUAUUGAAUGUGGCUGCCCUACUUUUGCAGUGGUGGGUACCUGCAACAUUUCAAGGUCUUAGAACUAGACAACCAGGAUAAGGAAUGAAUAUUUAUUAAAGUUGAAAGACUAUAAACUCAACUAACAAAAAAAAACUGUGGCUUGACCGAGUGAUAUUCGCAGCUCUACAUCCACCUGAUUUUACUGUACACUGUACCUUUCAGUCCUUUAUAGUGCUGUGUUUUACCACUUUUAGGAGGAGAAAAAAGAAAGGGAAGAGAGAAUAAGACAAAAGACUGCUGAGUUGCAAGAACUGAUUCUUCAAGUAAGACAUUACCUUAUUAAUUUUUUUUCAAAAUAGAAACAUGAUAAUUGGAUAGAUGGCAUUAUAUGUUGGGCUAACUUAAGUUCAAAUGUUCACACUUGUCAGUAGCCUGCGAACAGGCUUUCAAGGUGGAGUAGGGCAGAAAAAAAAGUGGUCAAGCAGCGACAGCUGAGCGUGGCCUUGGGGAAAAAAGGCGGGGGAACCUGUAGACUUUCUUUUGAUGCCACCCAUCUACCCACUUCCAAUUAUUUUGUAACACACAUGUCAAUAACACAUGUCAUUAAGGUAAUUUGACGUGAGAGAUUCUAAUGUUGUUUGUGCUUGAAAGCAUCAGCCUCAAUAACAUUUGCAUGCAUGUGUCAGCACGGUUGUGGCUAAAAUUUCAAUUUGCUGGGUAUCUGCAAUUAGUAGGAGGUGAAUUGUACAGCAAGGAAAUUCUUUUGGUUCUAUUUUUCUUUUGUUUCCUAUAAGAGUAGCCAGGGCUCACGUUCCUAGUAUCCAGGGAAAAUCCCUGGCCCCCGGCUCUUAGUGACAGCCCUGUGUAAGUAUUUUUCAUCGGUAUUUAUCACUUGUCAACAGUCAGCGAUCUGAACAAUCAGAUCAUGAUACUGGAAUCCGGUAUCAUGGAUGGACCGCAUCUAAGAAAGUCUACAGGCUCUCCAGCCUUUUUGUCUCCUUCAGGCCAUGCACAGCACACCUUUCUUGCCAAUUUUUGUUUUUGUCCCACUCCAUGUGGGGAUCCUGUUUGGCUAACUUGUCAUGGCUAGGCUCAACUUACACUGCAUAACAAACAGUAUGAUAAGAAAGUGCUGCUUAUAACAAGGGUUCAUUAUUUUGAUUUUUUGUGCAGGAUUUCACAGACCCACUUACUAGGAUUGCAAUUUGAUUAUUCCUCUCCUUUAGCAUAACUGAAGAUUAAGUUUUUGUCAAUAACUUCAGUUGUAACUAUUGCUUCCUUUUGUUUCAGCAAAUUGCUUUCAAGAAUCUUGUCCAAAGGAACAAGCAAGUUGAAAAGGAGCAGGGAUCUCCUGCUCCAAACACAGCUAUUCAUCUACCAUUUAUCAUCGUAAACACAAGCAAGAAAACUGUCAUUGACUGUAGUAUAUCUAAUGACAAGUAAGUCCUGUUUUGCUUCCUCAAAUUAACACAAAACUACUGGAUAUCCAGUUCUUGUUGAAUAUGAUAAUUAUGAUUAUCAUUUUCAUGAUGAUGAUGAUGAUGAUGAUGAUGAUGAUGAUGGUGGUGGUGGUAGUGGUGGUGGUGGUGGUGGUGAUGAUGAUGAUGAUGAUGAUGAUGAUAAUGAUGGUGGUGGUGGUGGUGAUGAUGAUGAUGAUGAUGAUGAUGAUGAUGAUGAUGACGAUGAUGAGAAGGAGGACGAGCAAGAGGAGGAUAGUGAUGUUGAAGGAUGCUAGUAAAAUAAUGGUUAUGUUGAUGAUCUUACUGAAGAUGUGAUGUACUUUUGAUCACUGAUAACAAAUUUUGCUUUUCUCCCGUUAUAGUAUGAUAAUAUAAUGAUGAGUUUUGAACAAGGAAAAAUGAAAAUAUUAUUCAAGGAUAAUAGUAUUUAUUUAAAUUCAUAAUAUUGUUACCGAUAGCUGCAGGAUAGCCUCACCUCAUAACUGAUUUUUGUGUUUUUUGCAGAUCUGAAUAUCUUUUUAAUUUUGACAACACCUUUGAAAUCCAUGAUGACAUUGAAGUAUUGAAAAGAAUGGGUAUGGCAUUUGGUCUGGAGAAAGGACAGUGCACAGAAUCCGAUCUCAAAUCUUCAAGAACAAUGGUUCCUAAAGCACUUGAACCUUAUGUCAUAGGUAUGCAUUGAAGUUACCUGUUUAAUGUGUUUAAUCAAACUGAGCCGCCUUAAUCAAUAUUUUUAAUCCAGGGGCAUCCAAUUUAUAUUAGCAGAGCUAGUUUAAAUGGAGCCCUUAAAGGGGAUGGCUGGCAGUUUCCACCUCAAGUUUUUUGUGCCUAUUCUCCAGGCCUGGGUUGCUCGAAGUAUGGUUACUGCUAACCAGCAUUAAAUACCAUGGAAACCUAUACAUUUUGAUACCUCUUAACCAACAGUUAGCGCUAACCAGGCUUCGAGCAAGCGGCCCCAGGUUGCUAUUAUGCACACAGCAUGUAUGUAGCCAGAACACAAUCUGAUCUCACAUGUGUUUGGACUUUUUGUCGCUUGUAAUGCGAUCAUGCCUGGUUUGAAACUUGCGCAAAGCACAGCAUAAUUAAUGGGGCAAAAGCAUGUUGACUUCCAAUCAUUGUCGCCUGCACCCCCUAACCUUCAGUUUUUACUAGUAUGUAGUGUAUAUAUUAUUGAGAUAGAAAUAAAAGGCUCUUUGCUCAAACUUUUUUUCGUUUUUUCUAGACAUGGCAAAGUCAGGUCCAGUUGGACUCACUGGUGUACUUGGCAAUCAUACAACUCCUAAGUAAGUUAAGUUACUACGGUCAAACUUUGAUAUAAUGAAUCUCCUUUUAACAAAGUCCUUGGUAAAACAAACAAAUAAUAUCCAGUACAGGAAUAAUGUAGAAAGAACCUCAAUAUAACAAACGUAAUUCUUUUCAGUCCCUUGGCCCUUCCUUAUACUAAGUUUUCAUGAUGUCCAGUUUUUGUAGUAACUGCAAAUAAUUCAAAUCAAUUUCUGUUAUCUUGUAAAAAUCAAAACCCUGGUUUAAAAUGAUUUUCUUCACAGUAAAUCAGCAUCUUCAGCUUCACCUCUCGUCUCUGCUACUGCCCGCAUGUCUCCUCUCCCUCCUACAAACACUCCCUCAUCACCACUUGCCAUGCCGCUGGCUCAAGGGAGGGGCACCUCUCCUGUCACCGUGGUAAACAACUCGAGGACACAGAAUCGAACAUCAAGGACAUCAUCUAUGGCAAGUGACAGUGGUCCCUCACACCGAACAACAUCUCCUUACUCUUUUCCAUCCUCUCCAGCUUCUGAUGUCUCUUACGAUAUGUCACAGGAUGGAUUUAUGGAUACGGAUGAACCCAAUUCACACCACUGA